Molecule: messenger RNA, 874 nt
Organism: Terrapene triunguis (Three-toed box turtle)
Lineage: Eukaryota; Metazoa; Chordata; Testudines; Emydidae
Product: sodium/hydrogen exchanger 5-like
Exons: 6
Biological process (GO): proton transmembrane transport; sodium ion transport; regulation of pH
Cellular component (GO): membrane
Molecular function (GO): sodium:proton antiporter activity
Source: RefSeq, a predicted model, not a curated record
CCUCGGGGGGGCGGCCGUGGGGCUGCUCUUCGCCUUCCUGCUGGCGCUGAUCACCAGGUUCACCAAGCGCGUGCGCAUCAUCGAGCCGCUCUUCGUCUUCCUGCUGGCGUACAUGGCGUACCUCGCCGCUGAGAUGGUCUCGCUCUCCUCCAUCCUCGCGGUCACCUUCUGUGGGAUCUGCUGUAAGAAAUAUGUGGAAGCCAACAUCUCCCGGAAAUCCCGCACCACUGUCAAGUACACCAUGAAAACGCUGGCCAGCAGCUCCGAGACCGUCAUCUUCAUGUUCCUGGGCAUCUCCGCCGUGGACACCUCCAAGUGGGCGUGGGACACGGCGCUGGUGCUGGGCACCCUGCUCUUCAUCCUGCUCUUCCGGGCCGUGGGUGUCAUCCUCCAGACCUGGGUGCUCAACCGCUUCCGCCUCACGCCGCUGGACCGCAUCGACCAGGUGGUGAUGUCGUACGGGGGCCUGCGGGGGGCCGUCGCCUUUGCCCUGGUCAUCCUGCUGGACGGAGACAAAGUGCGAGCCAAGGACUACUUCGUGGCAACGACCAUCGUGGUGGUCUUCUUCACCGUCCUCGUGCAGGGUCUGACCAUCAAGCCGCUGGUGAAGUGGCUGAAGGUGAAGCGGAGCGACCAUCACAAGCCGACGCUGAACGAGGAACUGCACGAGCAUGCCUUUGACCACAUUCUGGCAGCGGUGGAGGAUGUGGUCGGUCACCAUGGUUACCGUUACUGGCGAGACAGAUGGGAGCAGUUCGACAAGAGGUACCUGAGCCAGCUCCUGAUGCGGAAAUCGGCCUAUCGGCUCAAAGACGAAAUCUGGGAUGUUUACUGCAAGCUGAAUAUCCGCGAUGCCAUCAGCUUUGUGGAUCAG